UUAAUGGAUUAUUCACAAGUUCAGUCCCUCAAGACUUCUGAACGAACCGUUUGACAACAGGCCAUAUACUUCAACUAAAGCGGACACAUUGGGUUUGCGGCGUUAUCGUUUUGUUAGUCAGUGUGUUUAGUUAGGUAUUUACUGUGUGUGUGUAGACGAGAUCAGUAUAGCCAAUGGACACUUUCAAAGACGCCUAGGAAGAACGUAACGAAAUGGUUGGCUGGUUUUCUUUAGGUAACAGCUACGCGGUAAAUGGAGGUAUUUUUUUUGUUUAAAUGCCAUAUAAUGAGUAAUAAUAGAUCAUCUGAAUAUAUUUCUUAGAUAUAGGUCGAUGGUCUGGUGAGUCAAACAAAGAGGGAUGGACAGAACAAAGUAACUCUCUGACCGGAGGCUGCGCGGAAUACGCUUUCUGUAGUGUGGACUUCUGUUAACUGACGCUUAAUGGUGCGCUAGUAGUCAUUUGUUUGGAGGCGCUGCAUCAUCAUGGUGGUUGAGAGGACACUUCUCGCAGCGAGGCAAGGGGAUGUACAAACUCUGAAAGUACAGUUAGCGGAGAAAGUACUCAACAGCGAUGUGAAAGAUGUGCUGGGAGCGACUCCCGUACACCAUGCCGCUCGAGCGGGGAAGCUCACCUGUCUGCGGUAUUUGGUUGAGGAAGCGGGUUUACCGGCGAACAGCCUGGCGAGAAACGGUGCAAGUCCUGCGCAUGACGCCGCGGCCACUGGCAACCUGAGCUGCCUACAGUGGCUCGUGACGCAUGGAGGAUGUCGAGCGGCCGAUAAGGACAGCUCAGGGGCCACUGUUUUGCAUCUGGCUUCUCGCUUCAGCCAUCAUGAGAUCAUUGAUUGGCUGCUGAAAAGUGGGGAAGGGGAUCCUACUGUUGCCACGGAUACGGGGGCAUUGCCUGUUCAUUAUGCUGCAGCUAAAGGGGACUUACCCUCACUCAGGCUGCUACUGGAACACAGCCCACAAGUUGUCAAUUUCCAAACUAAGAAUGGUGCCACACCGCUAUACCUUGCAUGUCAGGAGGGCCACCUGGAAGUCGUCCAGUACCUAGUGAAGGACUGCGGGGCGGAGCCAAGUAUCAGAGCCAAUGAUGGGAUGACACCGUUGCACGCUGCUGCCCAGAUGGGACACAACACUGUCAUUGUCUGGCUGAUGAGUUUCACAGAAAUCAGCCUGUCUGACAGAGACAAUGACGGGGCCACUGCCAUGCACUUUGCCGCCAGCCGUGGCCAUGCCAAGGUUCUCAGCUGGCUGCUCCUACACGGCGGGGAGAUAGUGACAGACAGCUGGGCUGGUACGCCCCUUCACGACGCAGCCGAGAAUGGAGAGCUGGAGUGCUGUCAGAUUCUGGUAGUGAACGGAGUGGAUCUGGGAAUACGGGACCAGGAUGGAUUCUCAGCGGCAGACCUGGCUGAAUACAACGGGCAUCAACAGUGUGCCAAGUACCUCCGCACUGUCGAAAACAUGAGUGUGGAGCAUCGAGUAUUGUCACGGGACCCUUCGACAGAUCUGGAGUAUAAGCAGCCCGACUCAGGCCUCUCCUCUCCCAACGCCACCCUGCCCACCCCAGCCCCCACUGCGGCCCAUUUUGACAUCUGCUCACCCUCCAGCUCGCUGUCCAAUUACGACUCGGCAAACUCCAGCCAAUCCAGUACUGGAGAGAAGAGGAGCGGCACGCCUCCCUCACGGGGAACGACAGGUCAAUCAGGAGGUGAAGAUUCGGCCAUUACAGACAUGCAGGCCUAUAUGGACAUGCUGAACCCUGAUGUAGCAGACGGUUCCCAGAAUGCAAAAGAACAUCCUGCACACCUGCCGCCCCCUCCAACAUUUCCCCCUCCCCCUCCUCCAUCCAACUCCUCCCAUAUACCCCCUCCCCCACCUGCCUACCCCCCACCCAAACCACCUGAGGAGGAAGCGUCUGCCGAAUACCUGAAGGUGAAGAGGAACCUUCGGCGCGUGGACAAUGACGUAGCCAAAAAAGAGCAGCUGAAUCCUGGCGAGAGCCACGAAAGGCUUCGAAGAGUCGACUCUAAUCGAAAGUCUCGUAGCUUCAGCAAGCAGCCCAGCACUGGGGAUUACUACAAAACCCUGGGUAGCGAUACCGCAGACCAGCACCCCAACAGAGCCAUGGCACCCAAUGAGGAGGGUUCUGCACUGUUGGAGGAAGCGGCAGAAACAGCGCCUGCUCCUGAGAACGGGACGGGAAACACAGAGGAUCUACCUCUUCCUCCUCCACCACCUCCUCCACCUGCCAGCACCUUCAUCCCAACUCCUCCUCCUCCUCCUCCUCUUCCAUCAGAGCUGCCUCCUCCUCCUCCACCCACCACCAGCACCGCCACACCGGCCCCUGGCCAGCGCCGCAUGUCUUCCUCCUCCAGCAAAGGGGAUCUCUCCUCUACACAUCUGUCUCCCUCUGUCACCCCUGCUCCAGAAACACUUCGACAGAGGAAGAGCAAUAAAUCCUUCAACAUGAUGUCCCCCACUGGAGAUAAUUCUGAGCUUCUGGCCGAAAUUAAAGCUGGGAAGAGUCUGAAGCCAACACCUCAAAGUAAAGGCUACACAACCGUCUUCUCUAACAGCAGCACAGCGGGGAACAAUGGGGAACGCCCGUCAUCGCCACCAGAGCCUCUGCCAAAACCCCAGCCCAACGACAUCCAAUCUGCAAAACCAGAAUCUCCACCGCCUGCUUGUCCACCCACGCCACCCACUCCACCCGCUCCCACGACCAGCGGCGGGUCGCCCCAGAACCUGUCCACCUCACAGAGCAGCGAGAAGCUCGCAGCUGCCGUCAAUGGAAAUACUCCUGUUGCCCAGAGCAAGUCCAGCGUGGUGGACGUAGAGAGUCUGGUGCCCACACAUGAUGAGCAGGGCCGAGCCAUCCCAGAGUGGAAGAGACAGGUCAUGGUGAGGAAACUUCAAGUGAAGAUGCAGGAGGAGGAAGAGAACAAGAAAAAGGCUGAAGAAGAGGCGGCCCGUCUGGCUUCAUUGCCUGCCUGGAGGAGAGAUAUUAUGAAGAAAAAAAUGGAAGAGGAGAAGAUGGACAGGGAACAAAAAAGAAAAGAAGAGGAACGACAGCGAUUAGAAAAGGAGAACGAGCAGAAGUCAGAAAAGGAGAGACUACGAACGCUAGGCUAUGACGAAACCAAGCUGGCACCGUGGCAGCGGCAGAUUAUUUUAAAGAAAGGCGACAUAGCGAAACAGUAGUAAAUUCCUAGUCAUCCCCAUCCACUCUUGCACAACUCUCUGUAGGACACCGAUCAGAAUCCGCCAGACCCUUUAGACGCAAAGCACGCACGGGUCGCCAGACAGCGUUCUGCUUGAUGACCACUUCAGCAUCACUUCUUCUGAGCCUCAGUGUAUCCUAAAUGUUAUUGAGCUCUGAAGAUGCUUUGUACCAUUAAAGAGUAAGAAAUGAAUGGAACUACUGUUUUACUGUGGUUGGGUCUUAUGUCUAUGAUUAUUUAAUUGUCUUAAAAAUCAGUAAAUUAUUUUGCAGAAAAUCCAGAAAACAUUUUUAGAGUUCCAAUCCUGAUCCAUUAGCUUGUUUUAUGUCACAUUUUAAAUCUCUAGUAAUAUUUUCAAUUAUAAAUAGAAAAUAUAUGUCAAGGAAAUCACAUGUACUCUGCUUGAAAGCUUUUUUAAAUGUACUUCAUGUGGUCACAAUCUGUUAAAUAUGAUAGUCCCGAACAGGUGUUAUGGCACAAUGUAUUCUUACAUGAAGUAAGUGUCACUUUGUGUUAUGGUGCAUCUAUAUUUCUUACAUAGAAAAAUGCAAUUACAAAUUGAAAUUUAAUUUAACAAAAAAUGGAAAUUAUAAACUAUAUAUAUAGAAACAAAUGCAAAAAAAUAAGCAUUUCACCAGUAGUCUCUUUGCACUGUGCAUAUGUAAUGCAAAAACAAUGUUUCACCAGUAGGUGGUGUCAGAAAUCACAACUGACAAUUAGCUAUACAAGUCUUCCCAGACACUGCUGAAGAAAGAGUAAAACCCAUAAUAGGACAAGAGAAGCCAAUGUCUUAAAUCUUCUAUUGCAUCUGAUGGUCUAAUUAAAAAGUCCCUGUCACCCUUUGUGCUAUUUACAUGGGACGUUUACAUGGGCAGGGGAAAUGAUGUUGAUUAAUAUGUCAUGAAAUCAUGACAGUGUAUUCAGCCAUGCUGCGCUCCCCAAGAAUGAAGCUCUUUUCUUUCUCUGCUUGUAGCUUAUUCUUUAUUGUUAAUGUGUUUAGAGUAACUAGACAUCAGAAAAGUGCCGGAUGUAAAACUGUAUGUGUGUGCGUGUGCGGAAGUAUAUGUGUGUGCAUAUUUACACAUGCAUAUGAACGCAAUAUGUCUAUCCUGUGUCAUUCACUGUGCGAUGGGUAGAGUUGAUGUAUUGUGAGUGUUUUUUUUUUUUGUUUGUUUGUUUUUCUGUACAACUGUACAAAAAUGACAUGAGUAACAAGUAUAAGUGAUAAGCAUGGUCCUCCUUGAGUUUGGGAACAUUCUGCUUUUGUUUAUCAGAUGCCAUAAUGAUGCUGAAAACUAAGAUGUGAACGUCAUUGCCAUUAGAACAUUUUCUAUUCAUAAUUACUCCAUUUAGAAAUACUUAUAACCUGGUAUGGCCUACGAUAUCAAUUGUCAGUUACAUGGUUUUCCUGUUUUCAGCCUGGCUUUCAUAGGCAGACUAUUGUAAACUUUCAUUUUCCCAGUGGCAACAGUAAUGUAAUAAAACAUUUAAAUAACA
Molecule: messenger RNA, 4727 nt
Organism: Labeo rohita (rohu)
Lineage: Eukaryota; Metazoa; Chordata; Actinopteri; Cypriniformes; Cyprinidae
Gene: espn
Product: espin
Exons: 15
Coding region: 484-3210 (908 amino acids)
Biological process (GO): actin filament bundle assembly
Cellular component (GO): cytoplasm
Molecular function (GO): actin filament binding
Source: RefSeq, a predicted model, not a curated record